Molecule: messenger RNA, 3062 nt
Organism: Limulus polyphemus (Atlantic horseshoe crab)
Lineage: Eukaryota; Metazoa; Arthropoda; Merostomata; Xiphosura; Limulidae
Product: protein kinase DC2-like
Exons: 8
Coding region: 373-1437 (354 amino acids)
Biological process (GO): protein phosphorylation
Molecular function (GO): ATP binding; protein serine/threonine kinase activity
Source: RefSeq, a predicted model, not a curated record
UCUGAGGAGAACAGAGGUACUAUCACCUCGGUAAUAAACCCGUUACCUGUUUAUAAGAGACGGCUCUGUUCUUUUAUCAGAUACAAUUCAUAAAACUUUGUGUGUCAAGCAUGUGUUGUGCAUUCCCUGACUAGUACAACUGAUCACAGAGAAGACUGGUGUUAUUUCAAACCAUACUUUUUUGGCAAAUCAUCUCCAUUACACAAGUGCAUCCUCCACGAGCUGUUUAUUUUAUCAACUUCGUGCAGGGCGUUGGCCAUUAGCACAUGUAUUUCUUUUAAAGUGCUAACUUGUAUGACAGAUAUUGUGUGUUUUUCUAGUUUCUUCAAGGGAGAACACAGAACUUCUUUUUAACUGACUUGAUUUUAAUGUAUGGCAGCCGCGUCACAUUGCUUGGAAGUAUCUGAGAACGAUAAACAGAGUAACGUAACUACACCGUCAACAAUGAAGGAACUCCCUGUGAUUACUACUAAUGGAGAUAGAGAUUAUAGACUGGAAGACUUUGAAAUAAAGAAAACUAUAGGUACAGGUACUUUUGGAAGGGUAUGUCUGUGUCGAGAUAAGCUUACUGGUGCUUACUACGCUAUGAAAAUUUUAGAAAUAGCUGACGUCAUCCGAUUAAAGCAGGUGGAACACGUGAAGAAUGAGAAGUCCAUUCUUAAACAAGUUAUUCAUCCAUUCAUCAUAGAUAUGCUUUGGACAACUCACGACGAUACCUCUCUCUACAUGUUGUUUGAAUACGUGUGUGGGGGAGAGUUAUUCACGUAUCUACGAAACGCUGGAAGAUUUAGUAGCACAACGGGAGUCUUUUAUGCUGCAGAAAUAGUGCUGGCUCUUGAAUAUCUACACAAACAACAAGUUGUAUACAGAGAUUUGAAACCAGAAAACCUCCUGCUGGAUAGAGAAGGUCACCUCAAAAUCACGGACUUUGGCUUUGCCAAAAACCUAACAGACAGGACAUGGACAUUAUGUGGAACACCUGAAUACUUGGCUCCAGAAAUCAUCCAGAGUAAAGGACACAACAAGGCUGUCGAUUGGUGGGCUUUUGGAAUACUAAUCUACGAAAUGUUAGCUGGAUAUCCUCCAUUUUUUGAUGACAACCCUUUUGCCAUAUACGAGAAGAUUCUUGCAGGUAAAAUAGACUGGCCACGGCACAUUGACCCAAUAGCAAAAGAUCUAAUAAAGAAGGUACUGGUGCAAGAUCGCACUAAACGCUUAGGUAAUAUGAAGAACGGAGCAGAUGAUGUCAAAAAACAUAGAUGGUUCAAAGGCACUAAUUGGGACGAUGUCCUGAACAAAAGAGUCAAACCACCUAUAGUUCCUCGUGUUAACCACAACUCUGAUACAAGAUACUUUGACCGCUUUCCAGAGAAGAAAUGGAAAACUGUUUCCAUAAAAAUAGCAGAAAAGGAUCUUGCUUUUUUUACAGAUUUUUGAAAACUACGCUAGUCUUCACUAUAGUUUAAAAGUCUUUGUUUUUCUUUUUGAUGAAAAAAACACGUGAACAAAAUCUCUAAAUUAUCCGUUUUAAAUGAAAUUAUACAUCAGAUUUUGGUCGUAAUCUCAAGCUAUGGUGCCAUCUGAUAAUAUUAAAUACGUUUAUAAAAUAUACUAUAUGCAUUGAUGGUAUUAAAAAGUAGUAUUCUGCUGUUAGUGAGAAAUUAUAAAAUUCGAUAUCACAAUGAGGAUUUAGUUAUGUUAAUAUAUGUUCCUUUUUUUGCUACAGGUAACUUUGUUACAAAUGUGAUAAGAAGUAUGUAAUUAGUGUAUUUUUGUUUGUAAGAAUUGAGUUUAUGAUUUAAUUCAGACUCUAUUAUUAAUGUUUUCAUUUCCAGAUUUUGAGUUUUGAAGUUUUGAUAAUAUACAUCAAAUUUUGAUGUUUUUUCUUCAAUGUUUGUAAUAUAUUUUUGAAAUCUGUUUUUUAUUUUUUAUCUGUUUAAUUAUGAACACAUUCAGAGAUAAUGUUAUUUCAUCUGUCUUUUGUAUUUGAUUAACACUAAUUUCAACACCGUUUAAUUAGUAAAAAAGACAAAGAAUGGUUCAUUUAGAAAAGAACGUACAGAUUCUCUAUCAACAAUAUUUGGUAACGUAAAUAAUAUUUUAUCAACUUCCUUUGCUCUAAUGUUGGAGGUUUUGUCAGAAUUAUAUGUUACUUUCAGAGUUAAACAGGAAGUGACAAGGAAGCAAAAUUAUUGUAUUUUCCAAAGAAGAAAACUAGAACAUUUUAAUUUCAUAUAAAUACACCAUAUAUAUAAUUUUAGUAUUUCAGUAUUUGUUGCAUCAACGAUUAGUAAAGAUCUGUUCUCACUUCUGCGUUCUAUAUCUAUAGAUUGCUUGAAUCAAAUGGUUGUACCCUUACAGCAAAUAUUACAUUACGAUUCUCAUUCUUAACCAUUUCUAUAAGAAAAAAUAACUAAUAGGUUGUUAUACAUUCCGUUUGUUAGAUAUUGAUUAAACGUUCCCUAGAUCCAGAAAUCCUUUUGUGAUAACAUAAUAAAGCUUGUAUAGUGUUCUUAAAAUAAAAGUCGAUUAAACAUAGCAGCCUUUAGCUAUGUCAUUAGUUUAUUUAAUAGAGGAGAACGAAAUACACAUUUCUCUAUUAUUAUUAUUAUUAUUACGUUGUUACGUGAGGAUACGUGUCUUUAGAAUCCCUGAUAAUUAUGGAACUUUGAUAUGAUUUUUCUAAUAAAAAUUGUUUACUGCUUUACAAAAUCACUAAGAUAACAAUAAUUUUUAAUUCCGAGUAGAAAAUGUUCUUCUAUGACCCGGAUUAUUAAUGAUUCAGAAGUGAAAUGUUUAAAAGGAAUGCUUAAAAUUGAGACUUUUGAAAUUAAAAUUUCCUCUCUUUACUAGUGUUAUAUAACAUAUUCGAGGUUUUUUAUUUUGCUGUUAAAACGUGUAAGUAGCUUUAUUGUGCAAUAUAUCGUAAAAUAUGUACAUAACUGUUUGUUUAAUAAGACCUUGAAAUGUUUAUAAAAUAUAUAAAAAGUAAUGUUAGCCUUUCUUUGAAGCUUAAUAUUUGAAAAAUAUAAAGAUCAAUUAAAUUCCGUGUGGUUACCAUA